This is a messenger RNA of Molossus molossus (Pallas's mastiff bat), 655 nucleotides long. It is a transcript of the gene TRAPPC5, whose product is annotated as trafficking protein particle complex 5. NCBI's taxonomy places the organism in Eukaryota, Metazoa, Chordata, Mammalia, Chiroptera, Molossidae. Gene Ontology annotation, cellular component: TRAPPII protein complex; TRAPPIII protein complex; TRAPPI protein complex. The record is from RefSeq and is a predicted model, not a curated record. Bases 49 to 615 code for a protein of 188 amino acids. Gene Ontology annotation, biological process: endoplasmic reticulum to Golgi vesicle-mediated transport. The transcript has 2 exons.
GCAGCUCGGCCGAGCUGAGGGCCGCAGUUCCCGGGAAGCUGCUGCAGCAUGGAGGCACGCUUCACACGUGGGAAGUCGGCACUGCUGGAGCGCGCGCUGGUGCGGCCGCGCACCGAGGUGAGCCUGAGCGCCUUCGCGCUGCUCUUCUCGGAGCUGGUGCAGCAUUGCCAGAGCCGCGUCUUCUCGGUGGCGGAGCUGCAGGCGCGCCUUGCUGUGCUGGGCCGCCAGGUGGGUGCGCGCAUUCUAGAUGUGCUGGUGUCCCGUGAAAAGGGUGCCCGGCGAGAGACCAAGGUGCUGGGCGCCCUGCUCUUUGUCAAGGGUGCCGUGUGGAAGGCGCUUUUUGGCAAGGAGGCCGACAAGCUGGAGCAGGCCAACGAUGAUGCACGCACCUUCUACAUCAUUGAGCGGGAACCGCUCAUCAACACUUACAUCUCGGUGCCCAAGGAAAACAGCACGCUCAACUGUGCCAGCUUCACUGCAGGCAUCGUGGAGGCGGUGCUCACUCACAGCGGCUUCCCUGCCAAGGUCACAGCACACUGGCACAAGGGCACCACGCUCAUGAUCAAGUUCGAGGAGGCUGUCAUCGCCCGAGACCGGGCCCUUGAGGGCCGCUGACCCCAUUGGAAAUAAAGGAUGAGAGAGCUCCCUUCCCAAA